UGACUAUGACAAGGUAGAGGAGAAGCGUUUGUGCUAAGGAAUCUCUCACUCGAGAAGAUUGUCUCCCGUUCAAUUAUUAGCUUCCGUGUUAAUUCAACCUUCUUCACCUUGGUAUCAUGGCCAGAGGUAACACAUUUCUCACGGGUGACAUGCGAUCCUAAGAAAGUGAGUAUAUAAAUGGAAUGUAUUACUUUGUGCAAUGGUAACUAGCAGUAUACAGCGCUGCUCUUCAAGCUUGCUGCUGGUAGCUCACGACACUGGUCAAGUGCCAGUGGUCCUUUCAACUGAUGAUCUUUGACAGAUAAGGGUUGAGGAAGAGUUUAAAUGUAUAUGACUCAUUCAAUCAUAUUGUUUAGCUAUCUUUUUUAUAAACAGCUUUUUGUCCGUGUCAUAAACAUAGAACAUUGAAUCAUGACAGAACUUGAUAAUUGCUGCUACACUGGCAGAUGGUUUAUAACAAAUUGGAGGAAUGGGCAGUGAGUGACAGAGGCAUGUUCAUGGAAGAUUGCGGUGAAAAUGCUCAACAAUGUACUAGACCUGAAGGUUCAGAAUGUCUGGAUAGGAUUCCAACAAUGUAGCUAACUCCAUUCUUUCAAAGCUGUCAUUAUGGGCUGUGUCGCUCUUACUAUUGUGUUCCGCCCUGCUCAUAUCCCUUGAUUGGAAUGCAGAAGAGCAAGAGAAGAGUUACCAUAAUCUUUAGUUUUUUUGUUUUAAAGCAGUAGAACUAGAAGUUUGUGGCCCAAUCUCAAAUCUACAGGAGUCCCCAAUUACAUUCAGCUGUGGGCUAAUUUUAAUUUUUUUCUUGCGCGGAUGGUCGGGGUCCCGGAAUAUAGUUAUUAAUAAUUUGUACACAGCAAAUUGACCGCAAGAAUCCCAAACAGAUAGUAUGACAAAAACAUUGGGAUAUGAUCACAUAUGCCUCUAUUUGUGUGUGGGAAUACUUGGGAACAUAUUUCCUAAAUUAAAAUCAGAAAGUAGGUCUUAAAACGGAACCAGUCCUUACUCCAUGUGGUCUUUGUAGCUCUGUUGUGUAUUUACAUUUACAUUUUACAUUUUAGUCAUUUAGCAGACGCUCUUAUCCAGAGCGACUUACAUAUAUGUAUAAUAUUGUUCAGGUGUGUGUGUGUGUAGGUUGUUUUAUGGAUCAAAAAGGGGUUUAGGUGGUGAAUGUGGCAGGGGGCGCGGUCGGACGUCAGCGGGUUUCCACUAGAUAGACAACUUUGACUUUGUGGCUGUGUUAUCUUAAAACAUGAAAAAAAAACCAUUUUGCUUUUUGGUCUUAAUUAUAGGGUUAGGCAUAAGGUUACCAGUGUAGUUUAAGGUUAGGUUUCACAUCUGAUUUUAAGAAGAUCAAUUGUAGAAAUAGGUGGAGUUUAUUACUUUGUGGGUGUGUUAACCUCAUGUGAUUUUCUGGAUUUUUGUUUUAGAUUCCGUCUCUUACAGUUGAAGUGUACCUAUGACAAAAAUUACAGACCUCUACAUGCUUUGUAAGUAGGAAAACCUGCAAAAUCGGCAGUGUAUCAAAUACUUGUUCUCCCCACUGUACCUUUUAUUUUGGUGACUGUUACUUUUCAAAGAUUAUAUAAAAAUAUGCAAUACAUGUUAGAAUCAACUUUUGGUAUCGAUUGCAGCUGAGUCUUUUUGGGUAAUUCUCUUUAGUUUUGCACACCUGGAUUGUACAAUAUUUGCACAUUAUUCUUUUUUUAUUUAUUCUUCAAGCGCUGUCACAAUGGUUGUUGAUCAUUGCUAGACAGCCAUUUUCAUGUCUUGCCAUCAUUGUUUAAGUAGAUUUAAGUAAAAACUGUAACUAGGCCACUGGGCAACAUUCAAUGUCGUCUUGGUAGGCAAAUCCAGUGUAUAUUUGGCCUUGUUUAAUUUAGGUUUUGUCCUACUGAAAGGUGAAUUUGGCUCCCAGUGUCUGAUGGAAAGCAGACUGAAAAAGAAAAGGAGAGCCGCACACUCUAGGAGCUCAGAUGAUUUUUUUUUAUAACCUAAUAACCAACGUUUCGACAGACAAGCUGUUUUCAUCAGGGUAUAAUGAAAGCAGACUGAACCAGGUUUUCCUCUAGGAUUUUGCAUGCGCCUAGCUCUAGUCCAUUUAUUUUUAUUUAAAAAAAAAUCCCUAUUACUUGCUGAUAAAGCAUACCCAUAACAUGAUGCAGCCACCACCAUGCUUGAAAAUAUGAAGUGGUAGGUACUCAGUUGUGUUGUUGGAUUUGCCCCAAACAUAACACUUUGUAUUCAGGACACAAGUUAAUUUAUUUGCCUUUUUUUUUGCAGUUUUACUUUAGCCUUAUUGCGAACAGGAUGCAUGUUUUAGAAUAUUUGUAUUCUUUACAGGCUUCCUUCUUUUCACUGUAAUUUAGGUUAGUGUUGUGGAGUAUGUUGAUCCAUCCUCAGUUUUCUCUUAUCACAGCCAUUAAACUCUGUAACUGUUUUAAAGUCAUCAUUGGCGUAAUGGUGAAAUCCCUGAGUAUUUUCCUUCCUGUAUCUUUGUAGUGACUGGAUGUACUGAUAAACCAUCCAAAGUGUAAUUAAUAUCUUCACCAUGCUCAAAGGGAUAUUCAGUGUCUGCUUUUUUAAAUUUUACCCAACUACCAAUAGCUGCCCUUUGCCAGGCAUUGGAAAACCUCCCUUGUCUUUGUGGUUGAAUCUUUUGUUCUCUAUUGUUCCUCAAUCAAGUGGGGAGGCCGACAUCAUGGAUUCCCAUCAGACCUAGUCCUUGAAUGCCCUACUCCUUGAAGUUUGCAGGUGUCUAAAAAAAACACUGUUGCUCAAUGUAUUUUUUAAAAAUUUUUUAGCCUUUAGUGUGUUAGGUUCUGACAGAGUGAAAAACCUAAAGGACAACUAGUCAAAGCUCAAACCAAGUUUAUUCACCCACUGGGUCAAACAGCUGCAUAGGACAAAGACGUGUUUACACCAGCACAUAUAUUUAUACCCUCACAUCUGGACAGCCAAUAAAUCUCUUACUAGGCAGGACUUUAGUGGUGACUGUUCUUUCUCACUUCGUCUGACCUCGACCCGAUUUCCUCACUCCUUCCUAACUCACGGCUGUCCUACCUUAUCAGUGACUGAAACCAGACCGUUGCCCUUCUUUUCUCCAUAGUAUACAUGAGAUUUAACCAUAACAACAUGUUCUAACAGAAUGUAAACUUUCUGCACUCCCCUUUCUCACUCAGUAGAUUUCCAUCCACUCAGUUCUAAUAGUGUAAUAUAUUUCAAGUUAGAAGUUCGAAUCCAACAAGUGUUUUUUACUGUAUUUAUACAUGGGAUAUCACUUUUCAACAGUAAAAGUUCCACAAUCGCUGGAGGAUGUCUUUUUAAGUUUACUCAGAUGUUUAUUUUUUACACUGUUUGGACUCAAGCAUCCCGAAAAACCCUUUGGCGGCCCGCCCAAGGAUUUCAAUGGUAGUAUAAUUCCUGGUGUACAUUCAUCCCUGUGUGUUUCAGGAGCAGAAUGAGGCCGUGCCCCACCUUCCCACUGAUGCGCUGGCUGUGGUUGUGUGUGUGCACCAGACAGUGGCACUGCAGCAACAGCAAUGGCAACAACUGCAGACUACCGCUGUGUGUGAGGCAGAUAUGGGCCUACCUCAGACUGAUGGUCGACUCCCUCUAUUACAACUCCCUCACCAACUCUGACGUCGUCAUGGACUCACUGCUGGAACCCAUCAUCUGGAUGGUGGACCUACUCACCCGCAGGUUGGGGGCGGUAAGUGUGUGUGUGUGUCAGUGAGAGUUGCACAGAUGUUCAUGAAACCGUUUCUCACUCAUUUACCCUCUCUCUCCAGGUGUUUGUAUGUCUGGUAGUGAUACUGACCAGUACUAUCCUGGUGGUAGUCUAUGUGGUUCUGCUGCCCAUGAUCUUCGACACGUACUCUCCAUCCUGGAUAGCCUGGCACAUCACGUACGGACACUGGAACCUUGUCAUGAUCGUCUUCCACUAUUAUAAAGCUACCAAUACUACCCCAGGAUACCCCCCUACGGUACACACACACACACACACUUGCCUUGCGGUAGUCCAUCGUAUCCGAUGAUGACUUCCACUUCUGAGUUAACAGUGAAUUAUUAUAUUUGGUGGCUGUAGAGUCCAAUCCGAGAUCCACAAACUUUAUUGCAGGUGGGGCAUGUGCAGUCUGUGUUGGCGGGGGCAGGCAUGGUUAUGUCUCCUGAGCUGUUUUUGCGGUCUCUUUGUGCUCCUCUCCUCCUACCUCUGUACACCGCUCUGGCAGAGCUGCCGCCAGGUAAAACGGUCGGCAGCAGCGUCCUCCAGGUCUGUGGGUUUGAUGUUGCACUUCUUCAGUGACGUUUUCAGCUGGUCCUUGUAGCGCUUCAUCUGCCCCCCUGCAGACCGCCGGCCAAGGUGUAGCUGGCCAUACAAGAUCUUCUGUGGCAAGCGCUCCUGAGACAUUCUAAUGACAUGCUCGAGCCAGCGCAGUUGGUGUUGGGUGACCAUGGCGUCCAUACUCUUGCAGUUGGUCUUAGAAAGUAUUUCCGUAUGGGGCACACGGUCGCGCCAAGUGAUUCCCAGGAUGCGCUGCAGGCAUCCUAUGUGGAAACGCUUGAGCUGCUUGUAGUGGCGACUGUAGGUGACCCAGGCUUCACAGCUGUAAAGAACUGUAGUAAUGCAGACGGCUUGAUAGACAGCGACUUUGGUGUGCAUGUGGAGAUCGCUGUUUUGGAAGACCCUGCGUCUGAGUUUCCCGAAGGCAGUUAAGGAUUGCUUGAUCCUGUUUUGAAUGUUGGGGUUGACGCUGCAGUCCUCCGAGGAUGCUGCCCAGGUAUAGUGGGGUGAACAGGCAGUGGCUCAGGUGGUUCAUGUCCUUGAUGAUCUUUUUGGCCUUCCUGUGACAUCGGGUGCUGUAGGUGUCCUGGAGAGCGGAUAGUUUGCCCCCGGUAAUGCGUUACCGGGGGCAAACCUUGCGGUUGCGGGCGGUGCAGUUGCCGUACCAGGCGGUGAUGCACUCAAUUGUGCAUUUGUAAAAGUUUGAGGGUUAUAGCUGCCAAGCCAAAUUUCUUUAGCCUCCUGAGGUUGAAGAGGCUCUGUUGCGCCGCCUUCACCACACUGUCUGUGUGGGUGGUCCAUUUCAGUUUGUCAGUGUAGUGUACGCCAAGGAACUUGAAGCUUUCCACCUUCUCCACUGCGGUCCCGUCGAUGUGGAUAGGGGGGUGCAUCCUCUGCUGUUUUCUGAAGUCCACAAUCAUCUCCUUUGUUAUGUUGAGUGAGGUUAUUUUCCUGGCACCACACUCCCAGAGCCCUCACCACCUCCCUGUAGGCUACCUCGUCAUUGUUGGUAAUCAAGCCUACUACUGUUGUGUCGUCUGCAAACUUGAUGAUUGAGUUGGAGGCAUGCUUGGCCACGCAGUCAUGGGUGAACAGGGAGUACAGGACUGGGCUAAGCAUUCACCCUUGUGGGGCCCCAGUGUUUAGGAUCAGUGAAGUGGAGGUGUUGUUUCCUACCUUCACCACCUGGGGGGGCCUGUCAGAAAGUCCAGGACCCAGUUGCACAGGGCGGGGUUCAGACCCAGGGCCUCGAGCUUAAUGAUGAGCUUGGAGGGUAUUAUGGUGUUGAUUGCUGAGCUAUAGUCAAUGAACAGCAUUCUUACAUAGGUAUGUAAGAUGGGAUAGGGCAGUGUGCAGAGUGAUGGCGAUUGCAUCGUCUGUGGAUCUAUUGGGUCGGUAAGCAAAUUGAAGUGGGUCUAGGGUGGCAGGUAAGGUAGAGGUGAUAUGAUACUUGACUAGUCUCUCAAAGCACUUCAUGAUGACAGAGGUGAGUGCUACGGGGCGAUAGUCAUUUAGUUCAGUUACCUUUGCUUUCUUGGGUACAGGAACAAUGGUGGCCAUCUUGAAGCAUGUGGGGACAGCAGACUGGGAUAGAGAGAGAUUGAAUAUGCUCGUAAACACACCAGCCAGCUGGUCUGCGCAUGCUCUGAGGACGUGGCUAGGGAUGCCGUCUGGGCCGGCAGCCUUGCGAGGGUUAACACGUUUAAAUGUUUUACUCACGUUGGCCACGGAGAAGGAGAGCCCACAGUCCUUGUUGUCGGGCCACGUCGGUGGCACUGUGUUAUCCUCAAAGCAGGCGAAGAAGGUGUUUAGCUUGUCCGGAAGCAAGACGUCGGUCUCGGCGACGUGGCUGGUUUUUCUUUUGUAUUCUGUGAUUGUCUGUAGACCCUGCCACAUACGUCUCGUGUCUGAGCUGUUGAAUUGCGACUUCACUUUGUCUCUAUACUGACGUUUUGCUUGUUUGAUUGCCUUGCGGAGUGAAUAACUACACUGUUUGUAUUCUGCCAUAUUCCUAGUCAACUUGCCAUGGUUAAAUGCGGUGGUUCGCGCGAACGCUGCUAUCUAUCCAUGGUUUAAUAGUCACAAUGGGUAUGACAUCUCCUAUACUCUUCCUGAUAAACUCAGUUACCAUAUCAAUGUAUUCGUCCAAAUUAUUUAUGCAAGCUACCCGGAACAUGUCCCAGUCCGCGUUGGCAUUGGUCAGACCAGCGUUGGAUAGUCUUUAGCAUGGGUACUUCCUGUUUUGAGUUUCUGCCUAUAGGAAGGGAGAAGCAAAAUGGAGUCGUGGUCAGAUUUGCCGGAAGGAGGGCGGGGGAGGGCCUUGUAAGCAUCCCGGAAUUUUGAAUAACAGUGGUCCAGUGUUUUAGCAGUGUGUUUACUACAGUCGAUAUGCCUAGUCCUCAAAUUUUCUUUGUUAAAAUCCCCAGCUACAAUAAAUGCAGCCUCAGGAUAUGUGGUUUCCAGUUUGCAUAAGGUCCAGUGAAGUUCUUUUGAGAGCCGUCGUGGUAUCGGCUUGAGGGGGGAUAUAAACGGCCGUGGCUAUAACGGAGGAAAAUUAUCUUUGGAGAUAAUACGGUCAGCAUUUGAUUGAGGUAUUCUAGGUUGGGUGAACAAAAGGACUUGAGUUCCUGUAUGUUACUACAAUUACACAAUGAGUCGUUAAUCAUGAGAAACACACCUCCGCCCUUCUGCUUCCUGGAGAGAUAUUUAUUCCUGUCUGCGCGAUGAACUGAGAACCCCUCUGGCUGGACCAAUUUCGACAGAGUAUCCCAAAAGAGCCAUGUUUCCGUGAAACAAAGUAUGUAACAGGCCCUGAUGUCUCUCUGGAAAGAAGUCCUUGCCCUGAGCUCGUCAACUUUGUUAUCCAAAGACUGAACAUUAGCGAGUAAUAUACUCGGAAGCGGUGGGUGGUGUGCGCGCCUCCUAAGUCGAACCAGUGCCUCUCCUCCGCCGGCGACGUUUUGGGUCGGCCUCUGGAAUCAGUCUAAUUGCUCUGGGGAGAGCGAACAAAGGAUCUGCUUCGGGAAGUCGUAAUGCUGGUAGUUCUGGUGAGUUACCGCCGCUCUGAUAUCCAAUAGUUCUUCCCGGCUGUAUGUAAUGACAUGCAACAUUUCCUGAGCUGCUAAUGUAAAAAAAAAAAAUACACCAAAAAACAAAAUACUGCAAAGUUUCCUAAGAGCGAGUCGUGAGGCUGCCAUCUCCGUCGGCGCCAUCUUCAUCCAGGAACCUGGUAUCACUAUCAAUGUUGUAGCACCUUAGUUCUGCAGCAAUCAGAGCGGUCUGUCAUUAUUGUCGUCAUAGUCCAAAAGAGUUCUGAUGUUCCAUGUCGCCAGUUUCAGGGGAAUUAUAUAUUUUUUAGCAUAUUUGACCGCUGAGUGGAACUGCCGAUAGGUGCGAUAGCCUAUCCAGGAAGGAGUGAGUGGGCACUUUUUAGGCCACCUUUUCAAGGCCUCUCCCCAGCUGGGGUGAGCAGUGUGGCUCCUAAAUAUGUCUGCUCAGUCACACGGGUCUGCCGAGAGCAGCUGCCACUCAAGUCCCAAUUGCUGGCGAUCAUAAUAGCCCUCUGCCGCUGGCGUGCAGAGGUCUGAUUUAAGGUCUCCCAGUGCAUUCACUCCUGCCCCCGUCACCAGACACCCCAACACAGCCAGGCUUUAGUCCAGUUCCCAGUUGAUUGCUUCAUCAAGGUCAGAAGUGGAUACCUGCGCAAAGGAGGUUAUUUAAAGUGCCGCUGAGGGUGCGCAAUUCCCUACCGCACUACUUCACUGUAGGAAGGUGUAUUCAUUUAACAUUUACAUUUUAGUCAAUUUAGCAGACGCUCUUAUCCAGAGCGACUUACAGUUAGUGAGUGCAUACAUUUUUCAUACUGGCCCCCCGUGGGAAUCGAACCCACAAUCCUGGCGUUGCAAGCGCCAUGCUCUACCAACUGAGCUUCAGGAGUCUUAUUCCAGUGGCAAGGGGGGGAAACUCAGGACGACCAGCGUCUUCCACUGCAGGAGGCUGCCAGGUCCACAGUCUGUCGGUGUCUGCCUACCGCGUGCCGGCAGCACGCUACUUUUCUCUCAGGGUGUGCUCCCCUAGCCUUUGUCGUACCAGACUAACCAACAAGGCAGUGGGGCAGUGGUUGAUGGCUGCCAGGGUGUGUCCACACAGAGGUGGGCCUGUACAGACUCCUCUCUGGGGCCCACUGCUGCUCAGAGAUUCAUGCUGGUUAGCCUGGAGUUUCAAGACAACCAGUUAAAGUGUGCUGCCACUAAGUGGCCCGACUGGAGUUUUGGUCAUGGAGAGGCUUUGUACCGUCAAGGUGAGACUUGUGCAUGAAGCUGCUCCCCAAUUCACCACAAGGGCUAGCUGGUGGCAGCGAGCUGUAAGCGAGAGUAUGUAAGCACGUGGUAAGCGAGCAUGCAACUUAACUCUACCUAGGCACUACUGCACUUGACGCGUCACAUGCACCCUGCGGUUGCCCGCCCACACACACACACACACACACACACACACACACACACACACACACACACACACACAGGUGUAAUAGAGAUCUGUGUGUUGUUUAUUCCAGAUGAAAAAUGACUAUCCAUUUGUGUCCGUGUGUAAGAAGUGUGUCAACCCCAAACCAGCCAGGACUCACCACUGUGCCAUCUGCAACACGUAAGACAAACUCUGCUUUCCCCUAACCACAUAUCUAGGAUCAGAGGACCCUAUCCUAACCAUAACCAUUAGGGGAAUUAGUAUUCCCGUCAGAUAUUUAUCUACUCAAUGAGAACUCGUAACCCUGGUACAGUAUAGUAGCGUUGUAGAUGUCUAACAUUAACAUGACGUCUUCUACUUCACAGGUGCAUUUUGAAAAUGGACCAUCAUUGUCGUAUCCUUUUAAAUGGAGUUUGAAGUUGGAGAGUAGAGAUUGAUUGGUAGUGUACUGGUAAUGUCACGUUAUCAGGGAUGGUUGACCCCAUUUAGAUUGUGUCUACCAUAGUUGCAUCUUUUACAAGCAAGUCUGUUAAGCACAAAAAUGAAGAUUAUUACACAGUAUUUUGAGGAUGGGUGUUAGUGUUUUUGGUUUCUUCCUUAACUCUGGUUCCCCCCAGCAUGGCUGAAUAACUGUGUCGGCCAUUUUAACCAGCGCUACUUCUUCUCCUUCUGUGUCGCCAUGACCCUGGGCUGUAUCUACUGCAGCAUCAGUGGCCGGAACCUUUUCCUAGAUGCUUGUAGUGCUGUACAGGUACACACAAACUCUUUGAGGGAGACUUGGGUCUGCUGGUCUGCUAUCUCCUCCAUUGUAGGGCUUCGAUCAGUGAGAGGCUCAUGGUCUACUUUAACUGUCACUGUGUUCAAUUUUAACUUUUGAAGUGUUUUCUUCUGUUUGUCUAACUUUGGUGUUUGUCUCUAACUCUUGGUGGUCUGAGGGUGUGUGUUUUUGCGUUGUCCGAUAGCGCUUCAAACACAUGUACUUUGAUAACUCUGGUGUCCCGGUGACAGGGAUGGGGCAACUCAUAGGCAUCUUACCGCCUGUGCAGGUAGUACACACACACACACACACACACACACUACCCCUCCCACUUCAUUCUGCCUCUCCUGGUUACUUUUUUGUUCUUACUGGUGGUGGUUCAAUAGAUGACUUAGAUUUUAAAGGGUGAUAUUGUUCAUACGGUCUUUGAUUUUGUAUUAUGCUUACUGCAUACUCAUAAAACAGGUGACUUAAGCACAACCCUGGGUCCUGACUAGGAUAUGUUUUCCUAUUUAGUUGUUUGUAUGACCUCUGUCUGUCAAUCAGAGCCCCUACCAGACUCCUCCCUUCACGUUCAGAGACGAGAUGUUCCACAAGAGUAUCAUCUACAUGUGGGUGUUAACCAGGUGAGAUGUACUCGACGAGAUUACUGUAUUUUAGUUAGUUUUGACACAGUGAUCUUAGAAAAUACAUAUUUUAAUAGCUCCAAGUUAAAAGCACAUUAUUUUCCCCAUGAUGGUAGAAACUCAGCCCCACAGUACUGUGUGUUGUCACUGGCUGUUUGGCAAUAAAAAUGUGUUUAAAAAAACCUGCGAUUGGUCAUUUUAGCAUGGUGGCUGUAUCUCUUGGGGGGCUGACUAUCUGGCACGCAGUGCUGAUAUCCCGAGGAGAGACCAGCAUAGAGAGACACCUCAACAACAAGGAGACCAAACGGAUGCGCAAACAUGGCAAGGUGCACGCACGCACGCACACACACCUAGUCUUACAGUUGGUGGACACAAGCUAUUCAAACUGUUCUCCUAUUUCUCCCAGGUGUACAAGAACCCCUUUAACUAUGGCAGACUGAACAACUGGAAAGUCUUCUUAGGUGUGGCGAAGAAAAGGUUAGUUAGAUGCGUCUCCUGUCCAGGCAGUGUGACAAUCUAUUGGUCUGCACAGAUAUUUAACACGCACAUUAUGUGACUAGGUCAGAAAUAAAACACUAUUACUAAGUAUUGUAUUUAGUUGUGGUAACCUCUGCCUCUCUUCUCUCUCCAGUCAUUGGCUGACGCGAGUCCUCCUGCCCUCUGGACAUGUCCCCUUUGGGAACAGCCUGACCUGGGACAUCUAUCCAAUCAGAAAAGACAUGAUGCCCGUCUGAGCCAAAUAGAAAAGAACUGAAUUGAGACUUCUACAAAAUGAGGCAAUGUUUGUCUGACCACUGACCCCACAGACUCUGUCCACAGAUAACUACAUCUCCCAGCGGCCCCUGCUCCCUACAUGUGCUGAAGUCACAUGACCAGGUUGUGUAGACGAGCAGGAGAGUGAAUAUUGGGAGGACUACAGGGAAGAGAUGGGGAAUGUUUGCUGCUCCCAAGUGAAACAACCCUACAAAAUGUUUCAACCCUGGUCCUGGCACAGCGGUCUGGGCUUGCGUAAUAAAGGCCUACCACACUCCAGCACUUGUAAUGAUGUGGGGAUUAACUGUUUCAUAAUGUUUUCAGACUGGACUACAGAGUCAUCAUAUUACUCAUAAAACCUAGAGGUCAAACAGGGAAAUG
Molecule: messenger RNA, 11263 nt
Organism: Coregonus sp. 'balchen'
Lineage: Eukaryota; Metazoa; Chordata; Actinopteri; Salmoniformes; Salmonidae
Source: the annotation of a GenBank genome assembly